GUUCUGGUAUAAAGCUGGCCUGAGUUUUGUUCCACCAAUCGUUUUGGAAUCGGACGAGUGGUAUACUGUGUGUGACGCAAGCCAUAACAAAAUGAAGACGGCAGUAGCCCUGUUGGUACUGGUUCUGGUCUCCUCCAGUCUGGCAGCCACCGACUGGGACAGAGCACUUCAGAGAUACGUAGGGAUGUUGGCUAUGGAGAUUAACCACGCUGAUAACAACGUGGGGAGCACAUGGAAGAACUGUGGCAAGGCCAAUGAUCCCAUUCAGCUGAAAAAAUUCAGCAUCAGUCCGGAUCCCAUCGCCGUGCCGGGCAAUAUCACUUUAGGAGCUGCGGGACAUGUGGCCUCUGCUCUCACAUCCCCAUUGAAGGCAACCGUGGACUUCCAGGCUUUAAGAAAUGGCCACUGGAUUAAACUGCCCUGCAUUCACAAAGUGGGCAGCUGUGUGUAUGACGACGUAUGCAAGAUUCUGCCCCCUGGACCCUGUCCAGCGGGGGUCAAGGUCUGCCACUGCCCGUUCCCAGCGGGCCUCGUUGCCUUGCAGAACAUCAAGAUUCCCCUGGCCCCUGUGGGUCUUAAAAUGAAGCAGACCCAAGUGAGAAUGAAAGCAGUCCUCAGUCACAAUGGCGUCGAAAUGGGCUGCUACGAGCUAGACACGGAUCUUGUGGUCAACUCGUAAUCUCUUGUCUCAUGACUCCGCUCUCACACCUCUACAAUUUCCCCCGUUCAACUGUAAUUCUGAGACGUUUAAGGUGUGUGUGAACUCAGCCUAUUUGCUUUGAAUUUGAAUUAAAGGAAAUUAAUUAACACUGUUCGGCAAACUAAAAACCCAAAGCCAAUCAGGGCUCAAGUGACUCUUACCUUGUAUAUCACAUGGCAGUGUCCAUCAACUGAGUUUGAAUAAAAGCAUUUGAAUCAUUUUGA
This is a messenger RNA of Lingula anatina, 924 nucleotides long. RefSeq names its product ganglioside GM2 activator. Gene Ontology annotation, biological process: lipid transport; ganglioside catabolic process. Gene Ontology annotation, molecular function: enzyme activator activity; lipid carrier activity. NCBI's taxonomy places the organism in Eukaryota, Metazoa, Brachiopoda, Lingulata, Lingulida, Lingulidae. Gene Ontology annotation, cellular component: cytoplasmic side of plasma membrane. The record is from RefSeq and is a predicted model, not a curated record.